Molecule: messenger RNA, 294 nt
Organism: Opisthorchis viverrini
Lineage: Eukaryota; Metazoa; Platyhelminthes; Trematoda; Opisthorchiida; Opisthorchiidae
Exons: 2
Coding region: 1-294 (97 amino acids)
Source: RefSeq, a predicted model, not a curated record
AUGAAACGUUUGCAACCAAAUUGCCCAGCUCAGCGAACAAGCCAACGACCAUCUACGCUACCUGAGCUACCGACAUUCUCCUCUAUAGAAUUCCUAAAAUGCUUCCUACUGCAGGGUAGUAGACCAUGGUUCGCCAAAUGGAGGCUGAUCGAUUUAAUAAUAAGAAUAAGAAUAAGAAUGAUCGACAGCAUGAUAUCGGUCUUCAACGCCGAUGCUUCGCUACCGUACAACCGUGAUUUAUUUGAAACCAUUAUUAUGAACUUAAGAAUGAAGAUGAAUAGGAAAGAGACUUGA